AUGCAAGCAAAGAGAGCGGUGAAAUGCACCCUUUUACCCGCACCUCACUGCCUUACCCUUCCCCACUCUGCCUACGCACAUCUCUGCAUGCUCCCCUCUCCGCCUUCCCCCCUCUACCUUCCCCUCUCUGCCUUCCCUCUCUGCCUCCCCUCUAUGCCUUCCCCUCUCUGCCUUCCCCUCUCUGCCUUCCCCUCUCUACCUUCCCCUCUCUGCCUUCCCUCUCUCUGCCUUCCCCUCUCUGCCUUCCUCUCUCUGCCUUCCCCUCUCUGCCUUCCCUCUCUGCCUUCCCUCUCUGCCUUCCCCUCUCUGCCUUCCCCUCUCUGCCUUCCCUCUCUGCCUUCCCUCUCUGCCUUCCCUCUCUGCCUUUCCUCUCUGCCUUCCCUCUCUGCCUUCCCCUCUCUGCCUUCCCUCUCUGCCUUCCCUCUCUGCCUUCCCUCUCUGCCUUCCCGUCUCUGCCUUCCCGUCUCUGCCUUCCCGUCUCUGCCUUUCUCUCUGCUUUCUCUCACCUCCCACUACGCUGCAGCAUCACCUUGCACUUCGACUCCCAGCCUGCCACUUUUCCCGUCUCUGCUCUCCCAUCCUGCAGGACUGCCAGCCUGCCACUCUUUCCCCGUCUCCCUGCCUCCCAUCCCAGGAAUGUCCCCAGCCUCUCUCUCCCCCAAAAGAGCACACACAGCUCUCGUUCCCCAUGCUGCUAGUUAA
Closterium sp. Yama58-4 is the source of this 702-nucleotide messenger RNA. Lineage: Eukaryota; Viridiplantae; Streptophyta; Zygnematophyceae; Desmidiales; Closteriaceae. The record is from the annotation of a GenBank genome assembly.